GGUUCCAACGGUACCUAAGCUUCCUGAGCUUCCUUAGAAUUUCAACCUUUUACAUCAACAUGAGAUCUAAUAACCAACUUUUUUAAUACUCUUUACAUUAGAGCUGGCACAUAUCAUUAUACCCUUGUCUGUAUUCUUUAAUACUAUCAUUUACCAGAUGAAAUCCUUUUAGGAAUAUGAUAUUACCAUUCUACGGAUAAUAGCAGGGUUAAUCGAAGAUCUAUACACUAUCUACGGGGCAUCGAGAUAAGCAAGCAUCAAUGUGUUCUAUUCUUGACGAACACCCCCGGAAACCCCCCUCCUACCAAUAUGAAAUGAAUUACGUGCUUCGAUAUUCCCCUAAUUAUAAAUUACCCGCGAGAUGAUCUCACCGUUCCCAAAGUCAACAUCCCUUGCCGGGGAAGGUCGAAUAGUUGUGAAGCUUGCGCCUAACGAUAUCUCCUCACUUGAGAGUAUCACUUAUCAAUACCCACUGAAGCUCAUAUCUCCCACCCCCACAGCCGAGCAGAGAAGUGUAUUGAUAUUCCUACUUUCAUAUGGAGGAGGCCUUGUUGCUGGCGAUCAAGUCAACCUCGCCAUUGACAUACGACCAAAGGCAAAGCUGAGUAUCGUCACUCAGGGGCAUACCAAGAUAUUUCGAUCCAUUACACCAGAUGUUGUGACGCGGCAGAAUUUAAAAGUGCAUAUUCAAGACGGCGCUGCACUUUGUCUCCUCCCAGAUCCCGUUCAACCGUUUGAAAGUAGUAUCUACGAGCAGACUCAGAUUUUCAAAUUAACUGCUGAUGCGUCAUUAUGUUUGUUGGAUUGGGUUACCCAAGGCCGUACUGCCCUCGGCGAAAACUGGAGUUUCGGUCGAUGGAUUGGGCGCAAUGAAGUAUGGUUCACCACCGAAGAUGAAAAUACCAAAGACCGACUUUUAGUUCGGGAUACGGUCAAACUCGAUAGUGCAAACAGAUCUAUAGGGUCACCGUCAUUGAGAGAAUCGAUGUAUGAACACGCUAUUGUAGGGAGUUUAAUUCUUCGAGGCCCUAUGACGAAAUCCCUUGGCGAGUUCUUCUUAGCGGAGUUUGCAGCGCUACCACGGAUAGGAGCACGAGAUUUCCGCAGCGCUGAAGCGCGUGAGAAAGAUGACGCAGUACCCAAAUCUCGUCUCGAGCAAUGGCGAAGCACGAGGCUGGGGGAGGAAAGAAACAAGCAGAUAAUAUGGUCCGCUGCUAAUGUACGCGGUUGUAUUGUGGUAAAACUUGGUGCGGCGACUGUUGAAGCUGCUAGAAACUGGAUAGGAUCAAUGUUGCUUCAAGAGGGCAGUAUAGAGCAACAUUUUGGUGAGCAAGCUUUAAUGUGUGUUCGAUAGUAAUGCCUUCAACAACUUAAGACAUACAUUCAGAAAUACAUAGCUAUAUAUUAAUCCAAGCAAUGACUUUGAAAACGACUA
This is a messenger RNA of Hypoxylon trugodes, 1435 nucleotides long. Its product is annotated as UreD-domain-containing protein. The transcript has a single exon. Bases 362 to 1354 code for a protein of 330 amino acids. The record is from RefSeq and is a predicted model, not a curated record. Lineage: Eukaryota; Fungi; Ascomycota; Sordariomycetes; Xylariales; Hypoxylaceae. Gene Ontology annotation, molecular function: nickel cation binding.